AAAACAUUAAGCUAAUCCCAUUCAUCCAGAAACAAACAACGUGGCAAGAAAUCAACAAUGGCAGCUCAAACAACUCCAUCUCCGAUCAAAACAGUGGUCGUUUUGGUUCAAGAGAACCGUUCCUUCGACCACAUGUUAGGGUGGUUCAAAACACUAAACCCAGAGAUCGACGGCGUCACAGGCUCCGAAUCCAACCCCAUUUCCACCUCCGGCCCGACCUCCACCCACUUCACCUUCAAGGACACCGCCGCCUACGUUGAUCCCAACCCCGACCACUCGUUCCAAGCCAUAUACGAACAAGUAUCCGGUAAACCAUGGGAUUUCAACAACCCGGACCCGAAUCCGGAGAUAAAAAUGAACGGGUUCGUACAAAACGCCGAACGUACAACGCCGGGGUUGUCGGAGACGGUCAUGAAUGGGUUUAAACCGGAGAUGGUGCCGGUGUUCAAGGAGUUGGUGACGGAGUUCGCGGUUUGUGAUAGGUGGUUUGCGUCGUUGCCGACGUCGACGCAGUCUAACAGGCUUUACUUACACUCGGCGACGUCGCGUGGGGCCAUGAGCAACGAUACGCAGAAGCUGAUCGAAGGAUAUCCACAGAAAACUAUAUUUGAGUCACUGGAAGAGAACGGAUAUACCUUCGGGAUUUAUCAUCAAUCUUUCCCAGCAACGCUUUUUUACAGGAACCUCAGGAACGUGAAAUAUGUGGACAAUUUCAGUAAUUACGAUCUCAGCUUCAAGCGUGACUGUAAGAAUGGAAAGCUACCAAAUUAUGUGGUGAUCGAGCCCCGAUACUUCGACAUAUUAACCGCAGGUGCGAACGACGACCACCCUUCCCACGACGUUUCAGAGGGCCAGAAGUUUGUGAAGGAAAUCUAUGAAGCACUUAGAUCAAGUCCUCAAUGGAAUGAAAUCCUGUUCCUGAUUACAUAUGAUGAACAUGGUGGUUUCUAUGACCAUGUUCCGACCCCCACCGGAGUCCCUAGUCCUGAUGAUAUCGUCAGCUCCGGGCCUUACAACUUCAAGUUCGAUCGCCUCGGAUGCAGGGUUCCUGCCAUAUUGGUUUCUCCAUGGAUAGAGCCCGGAACAGUGUUGCAUAGGCCAUCAGGGCCACAUCCGACAUCAGAGUUCGAGCACUCCUCCAUUCCAGCAACUGUCAAGAAGAUUUUCAAUCUGAAAGAAUUUUUAACAAAGCGUGAUGCAUGGGCCGGUUCCUUUGAUAUUGUUGUCAAUCGAAGCACCCCAAGAACAGAUUGUCCUGAAAAACUGGCUGAGCCGGUGAAAAUGAGACACACCGAUGCAAAAGAAACAGCAAAACUAAGCGAUUUUCAACAAGAGUUGGUGCAAGUGGCAACAGCAUUGAAAGGAGAUCCAUUGAAAGUUGUUGACAACAUGACAGUCUCUUCUGGUCUCAAGUACGUUGAAGAUGCGUUCAGUAAGUUCUAUGAUGGAGGCAAGAAAGCCAAGAAAAUCAAUGGAGUUGACGAUAUUGUUUCAGCUGUUGCAUCGGGGGCAAAAACUUCCACAACUUUCGUCAAGAACAUUUUCUCUUGAUUGGUCUCAGAUCAUUCAUCAAAUACAAACACGAUCACCAAAGAAUCUGCCAUGUUUCGAUCCAUCUUCUUUUCCACCAGAUGCUUGCAAUUUGAAUAAAUACGGAGUUAGAAAAGUCAGAAUGCCUAUCUACUUUGGAAGGAGCUUGUUUGUAAGAGUUAGAACUAUCCAGUCGUGUAUUGUGUUUAUUUAUCUUUUAAUACUUAGUAUUAAAGAUAUUAUGGAGUUCCUCUUUUUCUUGCCUAUUACAUAAAAAACUAUUUUCUUUA
This is a messenger RNA of Hibiscus syriacus, 1820 nucleotides long. RefSeq names its product non-specific phospholipase C3-like. NCBI's taxonomy places the organism in Eukaryota, Viridiplantae, Streptophyta, Magnoliopsida, Malvales, Malvaceae. The transcript has 4 exons. Bases 58 to 1551 code for a protein of 497 amino acids. The record is from RefSeq and is a predicted model, not a curated record. Gene Ontology annotation, molecular function: hydrolase activity, acting on ester bonds. Gene Ontology annotation, biological process: phospholipid catabolic process.